AAGACCACACACAUUUUGUGAGCUGCAAAACAGAGCUGUUGUUUAGCGAUAGAGGAGGAGGAAGAGGCUCAUCCACACCCCACCCAAGAUGUUUAAGCUGAACCUCGCGGAGGAAGCAACGAAGGUGGGAAACACAGCCCAGGAAACAGCUAAUUCAGCAAGUCAGGCUAUGCAGCAAACAAUAGACCAGGCAACGGCAGCUGGUCAGAAAGCUCUGGAUGAUGCCUGUAAAUCUGCUCAAGAUGCUGGUGAAAAGGCUGUACAAAAUGUAACAAGCCAGGUAAAUGCCUGGGGGAAGAGCUUUGGACUGAGCGAAGAGAAGAAGGAUGUUCCAACCUAACCCACUCUUGUGAUCUUUUUCUUCCACUGUGCAACUAUAUAUAUAAACGUGCAGGCUCUUUAAUGCAAUGGAAAUCCUUCUCUGUUCAACUAUGAUACGCAUUUUACACAUUC
Molecule: messenger RNA, 453 nt
Organism: Gekko japonicus
Lineage: Eukaryota; Metazoa; Chordata; Lepidosauria; Squamata; Gekkonidae
Gene: ADIRF
Product: adipogenesis regulatory factor
Exons: 3
Coding region: 89-340 (83 amino acids)
Source: RefSeq, a predicted model, not a curated record